Messenger RNA from Penicillium waksmanii, 1551 nucleotides. RefSeq lists its product as uncharacterized. The coding region runs from base 1 to 1551 and encodes 516 amino acids. The transcript has 3 exons. NCBI's taxonomy places the organism in Eukaryota, Fungi, Ascomycota, Eurotiomycetes, Eurotiales, Aspergillaceae. The record is from RefSeq and is a predicted model, not a curated record. Gene Ontology annotation, molecular function: monooxygenase activity; iron ion binding; heme binding.
AUGUCGCUUCAAACUCUUGUCUUGGCUUUGCUAUUUGCAUGGCUUGUUUAUGCUGCAAUUAGUCACAGACCAACGUCAAAGACGAAAGAGGCUUCUUGCUCACCCCCACCUAUCUUCCCCUCAUGGAUCCCCUUCGCAGGCCAUAUUUAUGGAAUUGCAACCAAAGGUUCAAACCCCUACCUUUCGUCACUAUGUUCGACCCAAAACUCGCCAAUCAAAACUCUUAAACUCCCCGGAAUGGACAUGCAUUUGGUUCACCCGCUAGAUUCGGCUAGCAUGAAACAAUUCACGAGUAUGCCUCACCUGAGCUUAAUGACUGUUUUCCGUGUCGCUGUCGGCCCUUCAAUGGGUCUCUUACCUGCAAGUGAGAAAGUCCUCACUGAUCCGGAUACUGGUGACUUCAAGCGAGGUUUGUCAAAGUUGUUCAACGGUGAGCUCAGGAAACUGGACAACCUUCGAAAAUAUGCAGGCCAAAUGGAUGCGACAAUUGAUAGAUAUUGGGAUGAGACGGCUCCAAAACAUGGGUCAACAACAGAUGUUAGCCUGGGAUCUUGGAUCUUUGAUUUCCUUUCUCGCUCGAUGGGCGGUGUAUUUUGGGGCGAAGAAGGGCCAUUCGAAGAGAAAGAAUUCCGUGAUAAUCUGAGGAUCUUUAUUCAAAAUCUAGAGAGUCUGCGCAACCCGAUACCAUGGCUGGUCCCGUCUGAGAUUCGUUCAGCACGAAAAUCUGUUCGUGACAAGAUUAGCCAAAGUACCGAAAAUAAGAGUUACGGAAAGCAAGAGAAGCAGGGGGUAACGCUCUUUGCGCAGCUCGCUUCUCUCUAUGAGUCCCUUGAGAUUCCUCGCGAGGGAUUUACUGACUGUCAUCUGACAGCUAUCGUCGGGCUGAUGUCAAAUGUCAUUAACAUCAUGAUAUGGGCAAUGUGUGAAGUCCUGGCCAAUCCGGAGCUUUUGACGUCCCUUCUCACUGAGAUUAAAACUGUUGUUGAUGAUUCGUCCUCAAACAUGAGCAUCGAAGUUGACCAUCUCCGGCGCUCCUGUCCACUUCUAGUGGCAACCUGGUACGAGCUUCUGCGCACGUACGGAGAUGCUCCGGUCGCGCGUGGGGUGCACGAGAGCAGUCUUUUUGACAAUAAAUAUCAACUUGAGAAGGGAUCGAUUCUCAUGACUCCAAUCCAUCUGCAUAACUUUGAUAGGGAUAUUUGGGGUGAAGACGUGGAAUUAUUCCGACCCAGCCGAUUUCUUCAGAAGGACGGGGAGAUCAACCAAGAGCUGGUCAAGCAUCUCAACGUCUUUGGUCUGCCCGGUAUGCACCAGUGUCCCGGGCGAUACCUUGCUCUUAACUUGACCGUUGGCCUUUUGGCGAAAUCUAUCCUAGCCUUUGAGUUUACGCCCACGCCUGGGGAGCCUCUUGGAUGGGGAGUAGUACCCGCGCGAAAAGAUACUAUGUUGGGGUUGCCGGCUCUAAGCCGCGACCCUACUGUUGUUCUAAAGCGUCGAGAUGGAAUUCAAGGUAUACAGCUAUUAUUUGAUAAUGUGAAACCAGGCUGGUAA